CGGCCUUUGCGGGGCUUCUCUUUUUUAUUUCUUGCCGCUUUCCUGCGUUUUUAGCGCUGUUUUUGUCGCCUCGUCCUCCCUGCCCCGCACGGAGGAGCCCAGGCUCUUACUUGAACCUUCACCGUGUGGUAUAUGCUGUUGAGAUACUCCUAGGAGAUCGUACAGGAAUGGUGGAUCACUUGCUGCCUACUGAUGAAUCUUUUUCAUCCACAAGAUCUUCUCUUGGAUACUUUGGGGACAUGACAGCAGGGGUGAGGUCCUACCAAAUGCUGCCCUCACCCCUAUCAGAAGAUGACAGUGACUCUUCCAGCUUUUGUUCUUGUUCCAGCCCUGAUUCCCAGGUUCUCAGCUCUAGCUAUGGGAGCACAUCUAGUGCCGAAAGCCAGGACAGCAUCUUAGACUACUUAUUGUCCCAGGCGUCUUUGGGGAACACUGCUGCGUCUUGGUGGGACAAAAGGAGACUUCAGCCAAUAGUGAAGGAGGAGUAUUUUAGGUUGCCUGAAUUUGCAGUGGAUAUGGAAGACUCUGGACCAUUUCAGCCUACACUUGAGGAAAUCGAGGAAUUUCUGGAGGAAAACAUGGAGCUGGAGCUAAGAGAAAGACCUAAAAGUGAGACCAAGGACUUGAGAGCUUGCAGCCAAGGUUCUGUUGCUUCUGUACAACAAAAAGACCAUAUGGUACCCAGCGCUAGUUUAAAAGAGAGUAAAAAUGAACAAUUGAGCAGCUCAACGGAAGGUAGCCAGGCUUCAAAUGGAGGAAUGUCCCUGGAGAAUGGUAUUCCAGUUAUGCUCCAAAUCCAGCCUGUACAGAUCAAGCAGGAGUCCAACACGAGCCCCAGUUCUCAAGGACCAGCGCAAGAGAAUAUUAAAAUUGCACAGCUCCUCGUCAACAUCCAAGGACAGACAUUUGCCCUUGUGCCCCAAAUAGUUCAGUCCUCCAAUUUGAACUUGUCCUCUAAAUUUGUCCGCAUUGCUCCUGUCCCCAUCGCCGCCAAGCCAAUUGGGCCAGGAGGCAUGAUCCAGGGUCAGACGGGACUCAUCAUGGGUCAGAAAUUUCAAAAGAACCCUGCAGCAGAACUCAUUAAAAUGCACAAAUGUUCUUUCCCUGGCUGUACCAAGAUGUACACGAAAAGCAGCCAUUUGAAAGCCCACCUGAGGAGGCAUACAGGAGAAAAGCCUUUUGCGUGUACAUGGCCAGGUUGCGGAUGGAGGUUCUCCAGGUCAGAUGAGCUGUCCAGGCAUAGACGCUCCCACUCGGGGGUGAAACCCUAUCAGUGUCCUGUCUGUGAGAAGAAGUUUGCUCGAAGCGACCACUUGUCCAAACAUGUCAAGGUGCAUCGGUUCCCACGAAGCAACCGCUCCGUCCGCUCUGUGAACUGAUGGGUCCCGCUUUCCCCUUCCCGCCCAGCCGUCCCAGAACAGCCGAUGACAGCACUUUUCUCACUAUAUUUCUAGUGAUAAUUUAUUUGUCUUCACACAACAGUCAAUGCUGUUACCUGAUACCACCACGUCUGUGUCCCAUGUCCUUCUAACACGAUUUGAGAAUGAAGUUCUCUUGGGUCAAGGGAGGGGGGUGUUUCUUCCCAUUUGUCUUUUUUUUUUAAAGAUGUUAAUUUCC
Nothoprocta perdicaria is the source of this 1617-nucleotide messenger RNA. RefSeq names its product Kruppel like factor 15 (gene KLF15). The record is from RefSeq and is a predicted model, not a curated record. The transcript has 3 exons. NCBI's taxonomy places the organism in Eukaryota, Metazoa, Chordata, Aves, Tinamiformes, Tinamidae. Gene Ontology annotation, molecular function: DNA-binding transcription factor activity, RNA polymerase II-specific; RNA polymerase II cis-regulatory region sequence-specific DNA binding. Gene Ontology annotation, biological process: regulation of transcription by RNA polymerase II. The coding region runs from base 168 to 1379 and encodes 403 amino acids.